Messenger RNA from Paramecium primaurelia, 665 nucleotides. The record is from the annotation of a GenBank genome assembly. Lineage: Eukaryota; Ciliophora; Oligohymenophorea; Peniculida; Parameciidae.
AUGAAUUAAAUACAAAUAGAUGCAUUAAGUGAACUUACUAUCAAUCUUUUGAAUGUAUCUCAUAUAUCAAUAUUAGACUCUAAGAUUAGAACUUAGACCAGAAUAGAGUACUGUUGAAUCAUUUAGAAACCUCAUAUUAUUAUUUCAAGGAACAGAAGAAUGGGUCUAAAUUAAUAGUGUAUAAUUAUUAACUAUAAAAGACAGCUCCAUGGAGUAGAUUAGUUUAAUAAUUACUUAAACCUAAAAGAUUGAUAAAACUCAUCUAAAAUCAUUACAAUUAUGAUCUCUCAUAAAAUCUAUAUCUCUUAAAUUAUGAAAUAUUAGAUACUUAACCUCAAAAUGAAAUUGAAGAAAUACUCAAUAGAAUUGUUUGUGCUUUAAUUAGUUAUCAUUAUUAAGUCACAAUUCCUGAUCCUCCUUAAGUUAGUUAAGUGAGUAGAAUUACUCAAGAGAAUUAAGAAUCUUCAUUAAUUAUUGCAGAAUAGAUAUAAGUAAAUCAUAUUACAACUAGCUCUUCUAUAUCUACUAUGAUCCCACUCGAAUUUCAAAAUGAAUAAUAUGGAGAAUCAUAAAAUACAACUAGAGCUUAAUUCAUUCUUGAUAAAUUAAAACAUUAAAUUAAUAAUAGUGUAGUAGGACAUUACAAUAAGUUAUUUCAAUAUUGA